AUGCAGUUGAUCGAUCCCCAUGGACCGCACGCCUUCAAGACUUCAAAGUUGCCCGCCAGCUCUCUGGUGAAACCAAGACUCGACACAGACCGGGUCGCCGUCGUUCGCUUUAGGGACCGCCGCCCAAUGAGACAGGCGCAGCAUGACCCAGCAUUACAUUUGUUCAGCCAGCCAUUGGUUUUCUCUCCAGACACAGGCGUACCUAGCUGGGUAGAUGGACGGACGUUCCAAGGCUCCAAGGCUCCAAGGUUCCCAAGGUUGUGGUUUUGGCGUGCUUGGUUGGCAGGACAUUUCAACACCACACCACCUCCCCGAGGUCCAGGGUUGCUGGGCACCUCCAGUGGGCAUGGAUCACCUGGGUGUGCCGGGGCAGGUCCACUGGUCCACUGGUCCACUGGGUACAAAGUAUACUACAAUAUACACAUUGUUGGCGGUUCACUAGGUCUACCGGUACUGGGUCCCCUGUGUACUGCCCGUGCCAAGUGGCUGUUUGUAUCUCCCGGAAUGGUACAAGUAUCUCCCGUAUUCGUAUGUACCAAACUUUGCAUUCACUUCUCCGAUGCAAAUCCAGAUUUCCAGAUUCUAGCCGACCAUCCCUCUAGCCUCGAUACCGCACAAGCAAUCCCUGUCCAUGUGAUGCGCCGCCGACGCCAAAGCACCCUUUCUGGCAGCGUCGGCGUGGUUUGUUACUCUACCAGGUAUUUCAGUCUGUACUUUGGACCCUUGAGCAACAGGUACCGGUACGGUACCCUUUUGUGGAUCCUCAGAGGCUGCUCGAGUAGGGCUCGCGAGCAAAAAGAAUCUUACACCUCGAGGAUUUUGGUCAAAUCGCUGUCGAUUAGGCUCUGUGACUUGAAGCUCUUUCAAAGAAUUGGCAAUCAGCUGAUGAGCUCAGCCAUUCUGACCGUUCAGCACCUGGCCCUUGGCCACCCGGUUCCUCGCAUUCACAGGCGUAGCGAAGCCAAAAUUCAGGGGCUUCAUGGGUCCAUGGGUCACUUGGACCCAAUGCUCAUAAUCCAGAGGCGGAUCCGACAGCGUUUUGAGGCUCCCUGUGGUAAUGGGACAGGCCAUCUUCACGUUCCCCGUAGCAAUGUACCCGUCAUUUACUUAGACAAGCUGCUUCUGUCCGAAGCUGGGGCUCGAGAUUACCCUUUAGCCGGCUCAAUCGUAGUCGGCAUUUGCGUGCUGAGCCAGGUUACGACAACCACCUACCGAGUUCCUCAUGUGGGCCUAUCGUACUUGCGAGGGCUCAACAACUCUCAUCUCCCUACCUUUCAUCAGUUCAGGUACAAGAGCAUGCGUUGGACGAUUGCUUUGCCUUCCUUGGGCCUUGUUGCCCCGACUAAAGCUCUGAUCAGGUUUGGUUGUUCUCAACUUGUAGUUGACCGACUGGAUCCCCUGGUAGAACCUGGAAAUGCUCCUUCCGCACAUCUUCACCAGAUUAUCGGUGGCAACUCCUUUCUUCCUAACAUGGACCCUUCUGUACAUGACCCUGCGAACCUUUCUACUUGCACAACCUGCCAACCCGCAGACGAUUUCUCCAACUACUGGACAGCUUCACUAUAUUUUCGUGCACGCAACGGGACCUACAGACGGGUCCCUCAGAAAGCAAAUACCGGCUUCGAAGGGCAAAAUGGCGGCAUGACAGUUUACUACAUGCAGAAUCAGCUAGCCGACUACCAGCAGCAGGCCAAGGUCAAAGCAUUUCAACCACUCGUUGGUGCGCCGACGGCAUCGACCAAGCCAGAGGCUGACAAAUAUCCUCAGCUCACUUACACCUGUCUGCAAAACAUGGGUACUCGAUUCCCAGAGACUAAGAGCUUUCCGAAAAAGCCUUGUCCUUCGGGUAUCAUGGUCAAUUUGAGAUUUCCUACCUGCUGGGAUGGAAAAAACCUUGAUUCACCCGAUCACAUGUCUCACGUAACUUACCCAGUCUCCGGUACUUUCGAGUCUCAAGGUCCAUGUCCGUCAUCUCAUCCGGUUCGUGUGCCACAGGUGAUGUACGAAGUCAUCUACGAGACCGGGGCCUUCAACGAUCCCUCAAUAUGGCCUGAAGAUGGUAGCCAACCGUUUGUCUACUCCUUUGGUGAUAAGACGGGGUUUGGAAACCAUGGAGAUUACUUGUUCGGCUGGAAAGACGAUGCAUUGCAGAAGAUCAUGGACGAAGAGUGUUAUGUAAACUGUUCGAGCAUGCGAACUCAAAGUAUCGAGCAGAUGAACGCUUGUAGCGUUAGCCGGAAGGUUGUUGAGGACAUUGGUGACGAUGACUGGAUUACUGUGCUCCCUGGCCAGGCGCAAACUGUGUAA
Messenger RNA from Plenodomus lingam JN3, 2307 nucleotides. NCBI's taxonomy places the organism in Eukaryota, Fungi, Ascomycota, Dothideomycetes, Pleosporales, Leptosphaeriaceae. The record is from RefSeq and is a predicted model, not a curated record.